Molecule: messenger RNA, 1160 nt
Organism: Caenorhabditis auriculariae
Lineage: Eukaryota; Metazoa; Nematoda; Chromadorea; Rhabditida; Rhabditidae
Source: the annotation of a GenBank genome assembly
AUGGCCAAGCCGAGGACUCACAUUGGUAGCAGCGAGUGGUUCUGUGGCUAUUCCACAAACGGCAGGUUGAGCUGUGGGCCCGCAGCUCCCUGCCAGUCUCCGUUGAGACAAAACGUUUCGCUUUUGACCGGCGAUCCGUCUAAAAUGAUAAAAACUCGUCCCAUUCGGAGACCAACAUCAGAAGAGCCGCAGGACUACUCAGAUCCACCGACCUACGACGUCCGACAACGUCAUUCGAUGUCAGGUUCGAAUCUAUCCCUAACGAUGCAUUUUCAAGAAAUCUGUCGACGUGCAUCCGACAGUUGGCGAUGUUCCGAUUCCGCCAUUUAACCGAUGAAGCAGCCAAGCGUCAGCAGCCGACGCAGAGAGAAGUCCGUCGCAGCGAGGCGACCGGCCGACGAGGCAAGCUCCGCGUAAAAAGCUCACGCGGAGGCGUUGCGGUAAGCUGUGCCCAAGGUCGACAGUUUGAAGAGGUUAUCCCGCGAGACAUCUUUUAGAAGGACUUGUUGAUAAGUCAAUUACCGCGGAAGAGCGCUAGUUCCUCCGAGCAUCGUGGAGAAGAAAACAGGCGACGGCCUGAAACAAAGGGAUUCAUCGAGGCGAUUUCGAAGUUCAAGGGGAGUUCAAAAGUAUUUCGCAACUCCAGACCCCAGGCGGCGUGUUUACACGCAAGAGAGCGGCAGAGGCCGCAGUACAAGGUGCAACGAACGUUUGCAGGCUGCAGGGAGACAAAGAAGACGACCGGCUGCGGUUUCCUGAGGACAAAGACUCCGGCGACGGAAACAAAGAGAAGUGACGAGGCUGUCGUCAACAGUUUGGAGGACCAAGGAAGGACAUGGAUUUCAUCAGACGAAAGGGGCGAAAAACAGAAGGACAAGAGCGAAGAACGGUUUGGAAUGAUUCUCGCAAAUGAACUUGUUGCAGAAACAAAGACUGUCCUUCUCUGUUUCCGCCCACGGACUGAGGAGGGUUGUGGCACCGCCCCCAUAGCCUCAGUCUCCCCGAACGACCAACCAGUGGAAGGUCGCUUAUUCUGGUCUGGUGCUGUAUUUCUGCCGACAUGUCCCGUCCUCCUUGUCUUCCCGAAAGGGAAGACAUGGACGCUUCCGAGGCCACUGCUGAAGCAGGCGCGGCCCGAAGCAAAACGCCUGGACCUUUGA